UAUUACUUGGAUUAGACAAGGAAUCUACCUUGAGGCUUGAACUGCUCAUGGAUCACUAUCAUACUAUUGAGAAAAGAGAGGGAGGCUAAAAAGAACAAAAAAAAGUCUCAGAAAGAGGAAACUCGAUAUGUAUUUCUUGGCUACUCCAUUCAUCACAAGGGAUAUUAGUGUCUUGACAUACGAUUGGGCCGCAUAUAUUUAUAUAGUCAUGGAAUAUUUGAUGAGCUUACAUUUCCCUUCAUCUGUAAACAAGGUUCUACCAAACCUGAUUUACACUCUCUGUGUGUUGAAGCUGAACCCUGAUUUACACUCUCUCUGUGUGUUGAAGCUGACGUCACGAGGCCUCUCUCUCUGUGACAGCCUGUCUCGUAUUUAUUAGUCGAGCUCCUCCAUCGGCUUCAGCACAUUGGUUGUAUCGGUGUGAAUCCCCCUCAACAUAGAAAGGAAAUGACGAAGCAAGGCGCGGAGCAUCUGCAGGAGCCAUGGAAGCGGGACCUGGAGGGAAAAGUGGUUAUGGUGACUGGGGCAUCCUCCGGACUCGGCCGCGAAUACUGUCUUGACCUCGCCAACGCCGGCUGCAAGAUCGUGGCCGCCGCUCGCAGGGUCGACCGCCUCAACUCCCUCUGCCACCAAAUCAAUCACCUCGCUUCUUCUUCGGCGUCCGAUUCCCGAGGUUGCCGAGCCGUGGCUGUAGAGCUAGACGUCUCUGCCGAUGCUCCCACCAUUGAGACGUCAGUACAAAAAGCUUGGGAUGCGUUCGGGCAUAUCGACGCCUUGAUCAAUAAUGCGGGAGUUAGAGGUAAUGUGAAAUCUCCGUUAGACUUGUCUGAGGAGGAAUGGGAUCAGGUCGUCAACACAAACUUAAAAGGAACCUGGUUGGUGUCAAAGUAUGUCUGCAUACGCAUGCGUGAUGCGGAGCGUGGAGGAUCAAUCAUUAACAUAUCUUCAAUUACUGGUCUUGACCGUGGGCAGUUGCCUGGAGCUGUCGCCUAUGCGUCCUCAAAGGCAGGCGUAAACACCUUGACAAAGGUUAUGGCUAUGGAAUUGGGAGUUUACAAAAUUAGAGUGAAUUCAAUAUCACCUGGCAUUUUCAAAUCUGAGAUCACUCAGCGUCUCAUGCAAAAAGAUUGGCUGGAUAAAGUGGUUAAGAAAACUGUCCCUUUAAGAACAUAUGGCACAUCUGAUCCGGCAUUAACAUCACUUGUUCGAUACUUACUACAUGACUCUUCUGAAUAUGUUUCGGGCAACAUUUUCAUUGUUGAUGCAGGUGCAACGCUACCGGGUAUUCCUAUUUUCUCUUCCCUUUGAUGUUCAUGUUUUGUACUGACAUAUAACUAAGUUUCACUAUACUGAGAUACGAGGACAAUAUACCUCAUGUGUGAGGUAUUAGUAGUUUCUGAAACUUAUGGUUUUUUUUUUUUUUUUUUUUUCAAUUUCUUUUCCUGCCAUUUAGUUCAAUGUAUUGUCAUAUCUGGCUGCUUUACUUUUAUCUGCGUCACUGGGACAAGCUUUAUAAAUUUGAUAGUGGUUGAAAAAUCAAAAUUUCCUCGAACA
This is a messenger RNA of Carya illinoinensis, 1554 nucleotides long. Its product is annotated as 3-oxoacyl-[acyl-carrier-protein] reductase FabG-like. Bases 448 to 1308 code for a protein of 286 amino acids. The transcript has 3 exons. The record is from RefSeq and is a predicted model, not a curated record. NCBI's taxonomy places the organism in Eukaryota, Viridiplantae, Streptophyta, Magnoliopsida, Fagales, Juglandaceae.